GCCGCGCUCGUCAUCCUUCCCGACUUAACCACUCUAAUCACUACCGUGAACGUUGUCGACGAUGUCUAACAUAACUUCUGCGAUCUCGCCCAUCGAGCCUCUGACGACCCAUCUGCUCUCGCUCCGCACUCCGCGUCCAUACUCUGCUGCAACUGAGCAUUAUUUCCUCACCGCUGCCGGCGACGGCAGUCUUCCGGAUGAACUAUUAUCUCUAUAUCUGUCGCAGGACCGCCUGUAUGCUGCACACGCAUAUCCUGCAUUCAUUGGCCGGCUGCUCGCUGCAGUGCCAUUCUCGUCACUUGACGCGGUAGACUCGCCUGCGGAGCAAAGUAACCAGCGGAUCGUGCGAGUCCUGAGCGACGCCUUGCAAAAUGUAGUACGGGAGGUUGGGUUUUUUGAUGAGACUGUAAAAGCUUUUGGACUGCAGUCCGACAGUUGGAGGGAGCUGAAGGCGACGAGGGACUACACGGCGGAGAUGGCCCGUAUAGGUGUACAUGGCCGCAUCGAAGAUGGUCUUGUGUUUUUAUGGGCUAUGGAGAGGGUAUACCUCGACGCAUGGAAGUAUGUCGGGUCCUUGCAGUCCAUUCGCCUCCAAGGUCCGGGUACUGCACCAGCGGUGGCUGCUCUUGUCUCGAACUGGACGAACCCCGAUUUCGUAAAAUUCGUUGACGACCUCGCCGAUCUGGUCAAUAGCCUGGAUAUUUCUCCCGACUCCACAGUUUGGCGGCGUGCUGAGUCCAUAUGGGCGCGCGUGAUCGAGAUUGAGGAGGCAUUUUGGCCCGUUGGAACCGAGGAAAUUAUCCCUGGGUAGAGGCUCCUGCCCGAUUGCGAUUCAGCCACACCCGAUUCUCCAUGGAGCUACACAUGCAUACAUACUGUACCACUACUCAAAUCUGGAUGACAUUAGAGUCUCUUGGAAGCGCCGUUACUUGUCGGUCACAAAUGUCGGUUGUCUCGAAUAUGUCGGAAGGCU
Laetiporus sulphureus 93-53 is the source of this 973-nucleotide messenger RNA. Its product is annotated as heme oxygenase-like protein. The transcript has 3 exons. Lineage: Eukaryota; Fungi; Basidiomycota; Agaricomycetes; Polyporales; Laetiporaceae. The record is from RefSeq and is a predicted model, not a curated record. The coding region runs from base 62 to 811 and encodes 249 amino acids.